This is a messenger RNA of Marchantia polymorpha subsp. ruderalis, 1538 nucleotides long. Lineage: Eukaryota; Viridiplantae; Streptophyta; Marchantiopsida; Marchantiales; Marchantiaceae. The record is from the annotation of a GenBank genome assembly.
UCAGACCUCUGCAUCCAUCGAGGUGAGGUGUUGGGUCUAGACUGUAGAGAGUGAAAGUGGAGAGAUUCUUUACCUCUCAGCUCUGGAAGCAGCCGUCUGGAAAGUCCUGCAGUUCUGAGCUGACUCCCACCUUCUUCCUGCACCUCUUCACUCAAUACACCCUUGCGUCGCUCAAUGCUGCCAGACCAGAGCCCAGAAUUUCAUCGGCUCCAGCUUCUCAGACAAUUCUCUUCUUCACCUUCCACGGUCGUCAUUGUAGCUUCUUCCGACAACAGUCCUCCUCGUUAUAGCGUCGAGGCAGACGGAGCUGAGAGAUUUGUUUGAUCAACAGACUUGUAGUUCGCAGUUCACAUCCUUAGCUCGUUGUUGCUUCUUCCUUCAGAAAGUCUGCGGAUUCAUGGCCUCCUCCAGCACCGCUUUCUGGGCUGCCUACAACGCUGUCACGUCUUGCUGCGCUGCGAGAGGAUCUCGAGGUCCUUACCACCGACAUUGCGGAUGUGCGCUUCACUUCCUGCCACAUGAGCUUCACUCACCUCAGAACGAUUGCGUGUCGAUGCCCAGAAACGGCAUGUUCAGGACACUGGCUCUUCAGAGCACGACUGAGAAGAGAUCCAGCUCCGGUCACUGCACCGGAUCGCCGCUCGUGCAGAACUUUGAGAGCUGCUCGGAUGCUUGCCUCUGUGGAGAAGGAGUGAUGAGCAUCGGUAUGAUUCAGAAAGGCUUGCAAGCCACUUCUGCGACCAGGCACGUCAAUUGCAGUGGAGAGUAAUCGUCGUGGACCGAGUGAGUCGGUUUUUGGAUUCCUAAAAUCGAUCAAACUUCUUCUCCGAUUCUCUCAAUGGCUCAGUAUCUGAUCUCGGAAAGGCACUGCCAACGCAGUGAGCGAGCAACGCCAGCAGCGAAGCUAGUGGAUUUUUUUUCCUUGGAGCCAGAGAAGAGCUGAUCGGAGAUCCAUGCACCACAGCCGUUUGUCCCGGGCAACAUGCAAAGUGCACAGUGCAGGUGGAGAUGUACGAAAACUGAUGACACCCAACUUAUCCACGGAGCCGAAGAUCAGUUUUGAGAACUUAAAUUGAACAUGUAACGACCUCCAGCUGACUCAGAGCGAAUUUGGAGAACUCUCACUGCAACUUCCGAAGUGAGAUGGACUGCUACUCGUUGGCAGGAUCGAGCAUGCACACAGCACGGACGCUGAACGACUUACAGACAGACGAAUGGCCAUAUUCGUCUAUCUGUCUAGAGAUUUGCCUGGAUUUGCACAUUAGAAAGCAAGGCGACGAUCUGUGGAAGAUUUGCGGAAAGUGCAGCCCAUCAGGAAUAAUGGAAAGAUAGCAGAGUUCCAGCCCAUCAAAACAGGCUGACGAUCAGCAGCAAAGUCUAGAAUCUAAACCAUUAGAUUUAGCAAUACAUAGUUUGGCUCCCACUCCAAUCGUAUCAGGAGAAAUGGGUUGUUAUCCCACAAGACCUUAGAAUCUAGACAGAUAAUGAAGAUAUUAGAAAUUUUCCCAAGACCGCCAUUCCGGCUUGGUGUCCUGUUC